Messenger RNA from Temnothorax curvispinosus, 1822 nucleotides. RefSeq names its product putative inhibitor of apoptosis. Gene Ontology annotation, cellular component: cytoplasm; nucleus. The transcript has 4 exons. The coding region runs from base 329 to 1264 and encodes 311 amino acids. The record is from RefSeq and is a predicted model, not a curated record. Gene Ontology annotation, molecular function: cysteine-type endopeptidase inhibitor activity involved in apoptotic process; ubiquitin protein ligase activity. Gene Ontology annotation, biological process: positive regulation of protein ubiquitination; regulation of cell cycle; negative regulation of apoptotic process. Lineage: Eukaryota; Metazoa; Arthropoda; Insecta; Hymenoptera; Formicidae.
UCCAUAAUAGGUCCCCAGGGCCGGAAAACAAUACAAAGGUACAGAUAAUAGGAACACAGAAUAGGAACAGGGAAUAAAAACAGAAUGCAUUGAUACACGGCUUCUGAUAGGUUGAAAAUCUACAAUCUAUUGCUAUUCCCUAUUCCUAUUGCCUGUACUUUUGUAUUGUGUUCCGGCCUUCUCAGAUAGAAGAGAGACAUCUGAGAGAGCCCUUCUCAGUCGACCACGAGGGCCACCAACGAGGCACGAGAUCGCUCCCGGCAGUCCCGGUUUGUCGAUGCGGAACGUUAGAUGUUCAUAAUCAUCUUUACAAAAACAUAUUAAGAAAAUGAUUGAAUGCAACAACCACUCAAACUGCGUGAUAGGAGUGGAUGUAUGUGGACCAUUUAACGAGGCUUACUUACCGAGGCGGCCGAAGAGGACGACCACGACGGCUCGCGCCGUCACGGAAGCCUCGCAGCAAGGAAGAUCCGCGGGAGGCCAAGGCACGGGACCGAGCUCGGAUCCCCGGGACCGGCGCGAGAACGCCGAUCGGUUCACCUCGCCCAGGCCCGGCUUAAAUGAAUUAAGUAGGAUGGUCUCAGUACCGGAUCAUCUCGAAUAUGUCAGUUUUGCUGCGAGAAUAGCGAGAGGGAUGGCCUCGGGACCGAAGCAUCCCGAAUAUGAAAGUUAUGCUACGAGAUUAGCCUCGUUUGACAGAUGGCCUAAAGCAAUGUCGCAAACUAAAGAGACACUAGCAACUGCUGGUUUCUAUUACACGGGCGGUCAAACAUUGUGCUAUUAUUGUGGUAGAGGAUUAAGUUGGGAGCCAGAAGAUGAUCCGUGGGUAAAGCACGCUAAGUGGUUCGCAUAUUGUCCUUACCUGAUUCUAACUAAAGGGACGGAAUUUGUAAGCAGCAUUGCCUCGAGAACGGAUAUCGGAGCAGAAAACAUAUUAUCUGCAAUUAAUAAUUUGGGUAAGCAUCCCAGAUAUGCCAGUUAUGCUACGAGAUUAGUUUCGUUCGACAGAUGGCCUAAAGCAAUGUCGCAAACUAAAGAGACACUAGCAACUGCUGGUUUCUAUUACACUGGAAGUGGCGAUCAAACAUUGUGCUAUCAGUGUGGUGGAGGAAUAAACGAUUGGGAGUCAGAAGAUGAUCCCUGGGUAGAGCACGCUAAGUGGUACGAACAUUGUCCUUAUCUGAUUUUAACUAAAGGGACGGAAUUUGUAAGCAGUAUUACCGGGAGAAUGGUUAUCGGAGCAGAAAACAUUAUCUGCAAUUAAUAAAUUGGGCGAGAAAAUUGAGAAAGAUAUUGAUGCUGAGAGUAUUGCUAGCGGAAGCUCUUGAAAUUCGAAGCUCUCUAUUCUGAAGAAACUAAUACUACAGAGGUGUAGUAAAUUAUUAAACGCAUUAUUGUCCAUAAGUGUAAAAUAUUGUAACUUCGAUCCGUAUUGAAUCUUCCUUAGUGGCAAAUUGAAGAGCAAUAUAUGUUAAUAAAAAUAUUUCUGUGUCGAAUAUUUGUGGGCUGGCUUUAAUUAGCCUUUCUAUUAUAAAUUAAUGAAGAACAUUUAGUUUAAUCAGCCUGUUUUUUUUAUCUAAUUUCUAUUGUAAUCUAUUAGACAUGCUUCGUUGUAGUUUAUACAUAUUAAUGUACCGCAAAUUAUUAAACGCAUUAUUCUUUAUAAAUGUAAAAUAUUGUAACUUUAACAUAACAAAUCUAAGCACAGGGUACAGUUGAUAAAAAUCAAUCAGUAUUGAUAAUACAAAAUUGACAAUCAAUGUAUUAUAAAAUAAAUACAAACGUAACAAAAUAAUGAAGUUUUGAUAAACUACAAAACGUA